Molecule: messenger RNA, 1440 nt
Organism: Paramisgurnus dabryanus
Lineage: Eukaryota; Metazoa; Chordata; Actinopteri; Cypriniformes; Cobitidae
Molecular function (GO): protein dimerization activity
Source: RefSeq, a predicted model, not a curated record
CCCCCUACCAGAGACUAUUUGGCAAACCAGUUAAUCCCAACUUGGUACAAAAUAGAAAAAUCUAAUGUAAUCUCUGAGCUUGCUGAGGUCCACUCUGUUGCCCUCACUUGUGACUCCUGGACUAGCAUUGCUCAGGACCAUUACCUAACUGUCACAGCACACUAUUUAGUGGAGGGCAAAAUGAAGCAAAAAGUGCUGCAAACCAAAGCUGUCUACACAGCCCAGACCGGACAUGUCGUAGCAGAAGAGAUCGGCGACAUCCUGAAAGAUUAUGGCAUUUUUGACAAAGUAGUGGCUGCUACUGUGGAUAAUGCUGCAAAUAUGGACGUAGCCAUAAAAAGACUAGAGUUUGUAAAACUGGGCUGCUUUGCACACACACUCAAUCUUGCAGCACAGAGUCUCUACUCCCUGACUGCAGUGACUCAGUGGACUGCAAAGAUCCGUGCCAUCAUCGUGUGGAUGAAGAGGUCCUCGAUGGCAAAGGUUGUUCUGCGAGAGAAGCAAGAUCUCCUCAACUUGCCCGGCUGAGUGAUGAAGACUUCAGGAAGGCAGAGGACUUCAUCAACUUGAUGAGAGUUCUUUACACUUCCACGCUUUGCGUUUCAACUGAGAAGAACCCCACAUGUGGCCAGAUCCUGCCAAUUCUGAAAAAGCUUGAGAUGCACUUUACUGUUGUUGAGGGAGACACAGUUUUUAUAACCAAUCUCAAGAAGCAAGUUUGGGCAAACUUGUCCAAGCGAUAUCAGAGUGAGGACAUCAGGAACUUUCUUGAAGUGGCCACAGCAUUAGACCCACGCUUCAAACUAAAUAUUGGUGGUGGUGAUGAUGAUGCUGUCUGGGACCGAAUCAAAAGAGACAUGAUGAAAGACUCCGAGCAUGAGCAGCAGUCAACAGAGGACGAUUGUGGAGAAGGUAGUGAGAAAAGGGAUGAGAAUGAUGAAGUGGAGGAGGAAGAUGAGAAUCAACAACCUCCAAGCAAACAUCCAAGAAAGUCUCCAUUGGAGGAGCUUUUUGCCGAUGAGGAUGCAGAAAAGAUGUCAUCUCAUAGGAGGACCAUGUCCAUCCAGGACCAGGCAGAGAAGGAGAUCCAGAUGUAUAAGGAGACACCACCAACCUUUACGUCUGAUGACCCUGCUGCCUGGUGGUGGAACCAGCGCAUGACUUAUCCUUUAAUGUCAAACACCGCCUUUUCGUAUUUGUGUGUUCAGGCCUCCUCUACACCUAGUGAACGGGGGUUCUCAACUGCCGGUGACACAAUCUGUGCUGAACGUUCACGGAUACUGCCUGAGAAGGCAGACAUGCUCAUAUUUUUGAACAAGAACUGUUUUUAAUUUAAUGAGUUAGUUUAUACAUGUCCAGACCAGGGUGCAAGUUCUGUAAUAUAUAAAUAUGUGUUUUUUGGUCUGGUGCGUUCCUAAUUUUCUCCUACAUAAGCUGCAG